AUGCACUCUCACGGAGAGGGGCGAGGUGGGGGCCGUGCAGAUGGCGCUUUGGAAGCGGCAGGUGAGGCGGGUGGGACAGGUGGGGCAGAUGAGGCAGAGGGUCGCAGGCAGGCAGAGGUGGAGGAGGCAGCACAUGGAGCACAGAGCGUCACAGAGCGUGGUGCCCGCAUGGGGACUGCUGCUGUUGCUGGUGCAGUGGCAGGGAGGGUAGCUGUGGGAAGGAGGUCGUUUGCUAGAGCAGGGAGUGCAGCAGCAGGUGCAGCAGGGGGGGAAUCAGCAGAGACAGCAGGAGUGGCAGGUGCAGGUUUGGGAGGAGUGGCAACAGCAUCUGGUUCGGGUAGAAGAGGGAGGUACAGCUCAGGUGCAGCAGGAGUGCCUGUGUCAGCAGCAGCAGCAGUGAUUGCCCGGAGGCGGGGGCUAAGAGGAAUAGGGGGGAUGGGGCAGAGGCAGGGAGCUGCCGUGUGGGGCAGCAGGGGAAGGAGGUUGGUGAGUGGUGUGGCUGUGGGAGUGGGGCGAGGUGGGAGGGGUGUUAGAGGCAGAGGUAGAGUGGGGCACGGUGCUGCUUUGGGUGUGGAGAAAGAGGCAGAGGGAAUGGGUGGCAGGGGAGCAGAAAGGGAAGGGCUGGCAGGGAGUGAAGGGGGUGAUGAGAGGAGAGAGGGGCAGUGGGGAGUGAGUGCGGGAGGAGAGGGUUCGGACGACGAGUCCGCAGGCUCGGAAGACGUUGGGGAUCUGAGCCUGGGCUCUCCAGGUGGCUCAGGGGAACUGCCUCGGGUUCUGUCCCUGGGGGGACUGGGGGGGCUAGAGGGGGUGGAGGGGAUGGGGUUUGAGGGGUUUGAUGGGGCGUUUGAUCUGGAGGACAUGGCUGAGCUGGAUGAUGCUGCUGGGCUGGGCUUCGACUCAUAA
Molecule: messenger RNA, 903 nt
Organism: Closterium sp. NIES-65
Lineage: Eukaryota; Viridiplantae; Streptophyta; Zygnematophyceae; Desmidiales; Closteriaceae
Source: the annotation of a GenBank genome assembly